Molecule: messenger RNA, 1128 nt
Organism: Penicillium expansum
Lineage: Eukaryota; Fungi; Ascomycota; Eurotiomycetes; Eurotiales; Aspergillaceae
Product: DUF2841 domain-containing protein
Exons: 3
Coding region: 1-1128 (375 amino acids)
Source: RefSeq, a predicted model, not a curated record
AUGGGCUUAGACAGCAAGGCGCACGCGCAAAAUUUCCCACCAGCUUGUCAAUUUCCGCCAGCUUUGGAGACAGAGCAUAAAGAGACUUUGCCCCUAUGGAACACAAAUGGUCGGAAAACCACGAAAAGAAAUGUCUGGAGUGUUGACAACAAAAUGUGGAGGCCGGAAGCCAUGAUCCCUAUCAUAGACCCCAAUUUGUUACGGAGGUAUUAUGAUAAGGCAUUUCGGAACCUACAGCAGACAAAUUGCCGGGCCCUCGCGAAAGCCUACGUUAAACUGGUGGAGCCCCGAAAGCAAGUAUACUUUCCGUACAACGGAAGGAAGAUCGUCGCGGGGGUCACUCAGCAAUUUGACCCUGAAGCGACCAAGCCGCCCUGGUGGCCUCCCGGAGUUAGUCACCGAGAGCCCGACCAUCUUCUCAAAGAAGAGCGCAUCAGGCUUCUAAUCCAUAUUUUGUGUGAGCUGCGUACUAGCCACUGUAUCACAACCGAAAAACUACGGGAGAUCGACCAGCCAAUUCGCCGGUAUAUAAUCCCAGCAGACCGAUUAUGCAUCAUAGAUGAGAUAUAUCGGGUUCGCCAGAAAGAGGUAGAUUUUUUGGAGGGAAGGAGUGAACCCACAUUCAACUACAGCGAACAUAACGGAGAGAGCAAUCCUUUUGAUACAGCAUCCAUAAAAAUCUCAAACGCCCCAUAUGAAUGUGUCGAGUCAGGCCCUACCAACAAUACUCCACCGGCAUUGCUUGCGCCUGUAGCAGAUUUCCCGGCCCACUUACCUCUGGAACAUUCCUAUAAUGUGCAGGGUCACUUUGCAGGGAAAUUCUUCGCAGGACUAGGUCCCAAGACCAUACGUGGCUUUGACACAAUUUUGCCAGCAUCACCGCCGCAUCGUUUCAAGAGAAAACGCGAAAGCGAAGAGAUGGCUCAUGUCGACACCACCAGGCCCGCGGUAUUCACACACAAUUUCUCUCCUUCGGUCAAUAUUGAUCUCCAAACCUAUCCAUUACAAUACCCCGGCUCCUUUUGCACAUUCCCUCAACAAAGCUUCGUGUCGCCUGGGCCUUUUACAGCGGAAGAAUUAGCGCAGCCAAACGAGAGUCGUGAUAUCUCUCACCAUUUUGGCUGUUGA